CAUCCUUGUUAGUAAUUGAAGAACAGGACUUAAUGAUGACAUUUUCCAUCCACUGGGACUUUGGUUUUCCUCCUAACCAACUUGCAGCUUAUUUGUUGAACCCAAAACUUGAAGGAAGAUGAUAGACUGAAGCCAUAGUUAUGAUUGUGAAGAGGGAGUGUUGUUCCUUCUAACCAGGUUCCCUUCCUAGUUGAAUGUGAUUCGUUACAGGAGCCAUUUGGAUAUCUCCAUAUAGUUCCGUCAAGCAGAAAUUUGAUGUUCAUUUGGUGUUUUGUGUGACAUCUUUUUUUCAGAGAUAAUUUUGAAGGAUUGCAAAAAGUGCACCAAUUGUUCUUCAAACACAAUACAGAAUCCUUAAAUCUGUGAAGAGAUGGAAUGGAGGUGGCCAAAAAUGAAAGCAAUAAACUUGGGACAAAAGAUGUGUUGUUUCCUUAUAUAAGACAGAACUUGAUUAGAUAUGUCAAAGACCACUGGAAGAAUGCUGAGUUAAUAAAAGACAUUGACUCAUUGAGGAUGCAGGCAGUAGAAGACUUGAAGAAUGGGUUAAAUGUAGUUCAAAUACCAGAUAUUGAUGAGGAGGAGGACAGACUUCAAGAAGCUAUCAUAACCAAUGUUUUUGAUCAGAUGGAUGCUGACCGUAAAACAACUGCAUUGAAACAGCUUCAGGGUCAUAUAUGGAGAGAAGCUUAUCAUAGUGGAAAGAUAGAGGGCCAUGUGUAUGAAGAUGUUAUGCCAGCACUAAAAAGUUGGAAAACAGCAGGAAAACAUGUUUAUAUAUAUUCAUCUGGUAGUGUGGAAGCCCAGAAACUUCUCUUUGGUGCUACAACUUAUGGAAAUUUACUGCAAUUUAUAGAUGGACACUUUGACACCAACAUAGGACCCAAAAAAGAAUCUACUAGCUACACAAAAAUUGCUAAUGAAUGUGGUUAUCAGGCACAUCAAAUUCUUUUCUUAACAGAUAUACCUGAAGAAUCUCAAGCUGCUAAGAAUGCUGGAAUGAAGACCACAUUAGUAAGCCGAGAAGGGAACAAGUCUCUUUGUGAAGAAGUAGUUAAAGAGUUUGGAGAAGUUAAGAGUUUUGACCAGAUAUCACUACUUUAACAUUUCUGUAGAAUUAAUAUCACAGAAUUAUGCUCAACACCAAUAACAAGUUUAAAGUGAAUUGCCUUGUUCUCAAAUAUUCUGUUCAGGCCUGUUUUAAUCCUCUUUUUUGUUAUCAUAACAUUGCAAUAGUAAUAGCAAAAAAAUAAGCUUUCUAGUUCUAUCAAUAAAUGUAAAUUCAGUUUGUGGGUAAAAUGUUUUGUGAACAUCCAUAAGGAA
This is a messenger RNA of Limulus polyphemus (Atlantic horseshoe crab), 1320 nucleotides long. It is a transcript of the gene Enoph, whose product is annotated as enolase-phosphatase E1-like. Lineage: Eukaryota; Metazoa; Arthropoda; Merostomata; Xiphosura; Limulidae. Gene Ontology annotation, molecular function: magnesium ion binding; acireductone synthase activity. The coding region runs from base 376 to 1101 and encodes 241 amino acids. The transcript has 8 exons. The record is from RefSeq and is a predicted model, not a curated record.